Messenger RNA from Elaeis guineensis (African oil palm), 2661 nucleotides. The record is from RefSeq and is a predicted model, not a curated record. Lineage: Eukaryota; Viridiplantae; Streptophyta; Magnoliopsida; Arecales; Arecaceae.
GGAGAGAGGGAGUAAGAGGUACAUGAUUACAGUAGAGCCAAGUGUCUUCGUGUCUGCGAGAGGCACUCCUUUCCUUCCCAUUUCCUUCCUCCCCACUGAGAGCCCCCAAAUCUCUCUCACUCUCUCUCUCUCGUCCUUCGCCCCCUCAUGUGAAUCCUAAGAUCGUAGAAGGAGAAUCGAAGAAAAUGCAAGAAAUCAUUGGAUCGGUCCGAAGAUCUUUGGUAUCCCGACCAAAUUCUAAUGGAGACCAGGGUGGCAGCAGCAGUAUCGCGGAAAAGAUCACAUCUUGCCUCAGGAAAUCGAGGGUUGGGUUGGGUUUAGGGUUAGGGUUGCCCCGCAGACUGCCGCCGCCGCCGCCGCCGCAGACGGCUGCGCCCAAGGACAAAGCUCCUCCGAUCCGUUGGAGGAAGGGAGAACUGAUUGGAUGCGGCGCCUUUGGGCAUGUCUACAUGGGUAUGAAUGAUUCUGGAGAGCUUCUAGCCGUUAAACAGGUUUCGAUUGGGACAAGCAAUGCUUCCAAGGAGAAAGCCCAAGCUCAUAUAAGGGAGCUCGAGGAAGAAGUGAAGCUUCUUAAGAACCUCUCUCAUCCAAAUAUUGUUAGAUAUCUGGGAACUGUCAGGGAGGAGGAUACUUUAAAUAUUUUUUUGGAAUUCGUCCCGGGUGGAUCCAUCUCGUCGCUGCUUGGGAAGUUUGGAUCUUUCCCCGAGUCCGUUAUAAGAACGUAUACCAAGCAACUGUUGCAGGGGCUGGAGUAUCUUCAUCGGAAUGGAAUCAUUCACAGGGAUAUAAAGGGGGCAAACAUUCUUGUGGAUAAUAAAGGCUGCAUCAAGCUUGCAGAUUUUGGUGCAUCUAAGCAGGUUGCUAAACUGGCAACUAUGAAUGCUGCCAAGUCAAUGAAGGGUACCCCAUACUGGAUGGCACCAGAAGUAAUUCUUCAGACUGGGCAUAGCUUCUCUGCUGAUAUAUGGAGUGUUGGUUGCACUGUCAUUGAGAUGGCUACUGGUAAACCUCCCUGGAGCCAGCAAUACGAAGAGUUUGCUGCUCUGUUCCAUAUUGGGACGACAAAGUCACAUCCCCCCAUACCAGAACAUCUCUCUUCAGAGGCAAAGGAUUUUCUUUCGAAAUGUUUACAAAAGGAACCGAACUUGAGACCAACUGCAUCAGAUUUGCUGCAGCAUCCAUUUGUUUCGGAGGAAAUUCAGCGUCUGCAUCCCAUUCAACAAUCUUCGGUCAUGUACCAGGAACCCUCUAAAAAUAUUCUUUUGCCAAAAUCAUCCAUGGAAAACUCCUUUAAUCCAAUGGAUGAGCCAAGUAGCUAUGAGGGAUUGAAAGACAAUGGUCAUGCUUGUGGGAGCUGCUUUACUAUGUCCCCUGAAAAACUUUCAAGUGUCAAACCUAUAUGGGAAAUGAGUACCAGUAAUGAUGUGUGUCAGCUUGAUGACCAAGAUGAUUUUCCAGGCGUUGGAUCAAGUUUCAAUCCCAUGUCUGAGCCCUUUGAUGGCUGGCCUUGCAAGAUUGAUUUGAGUUCGGAACAAGGAAGAAUUGACUCAGAGAACUUUGACAGAACAGUUAACUGUGCUGCAAGCAGUGCUGGAAAAGGAGAAAAUGACUUCACAAUGCCUAGUGAUCUAGUGUCCGAGGAGGAUGAUGAAGUUACAGAGUCAAAAAUUAGAGCAUUUCUUGAUGAGAAGGCACUUGAUCUGAAGAAGCUACAGACACCAUUAUAUGAGUUCUUUAACAGCCUGAGUACCACCAAUGAACAAUGUAUAGAAAGCACGUGGGAGGAAAAUGUCACAAAUGAUUCAAAAUUACCUCCCAAGAGCAAGUCAUCACCCCACAAGGUGGUAAGUGGAGCAAAUGCCCCAUAUUUUGAUACCAUAAACAGAAUGAGCCCAAGGAGCCGUAGUAGACGAAUCUCAAGUGCUGGUGUGGAGAACAACCAAAUUUCAAGUGAAAUACCUUCACUUCAUGAUGCGCAACAAGAAACAAACAAUCCAAGCACAAGUCUUUCUGAUAUACAAAGGAAGUGGAAAGAAGAGCUGGAUCAAGAGCUUGAGAGGAAGAGAGAGAUGAUGCGGCAGGCAGGUGUUGGGAAAACAUCUUCUCCAAAGGACAGACGUCUAAGCCGAAAGAGGGACCGUUUCCUGUUUACCUCCCCGGGAAAAUAAGUGUACAUAAAAUGUGUGCAGCUCUAUCCUUGGCUGGUCAAACUAAUAUUGCCUACCUGUUUCCAAUCUGUUGUUAAGGAAAUCAUCAAGAAAGGUGUCCUGCAGGCUCUUGUUUUGCUGAUUUGAGUAAAAGUUUUACGACUUUAGUUCAAAAAUGCCUAAAACGAAGUUUAAGCUAUGGCUGGAUUGGGGCAGCAGUUGGCUGGUUGUAUGACUGCAGCAUGUUUUUUGGUCCGUCAUCUGAAACAACAAUCUGAGCUUAUAUUUUGUUUUGACUUGUUGGGUUUCAUAUUUAACAACCCACUAGGCACCUCCUUGUUGUGGGAUGGCCAAAAUUUGAAGUUUACUGAAAGAAUGUAAUCAUCCUUAUACAAUAAAUACCAGGUCCUUCUCAUAAUGUAGUAAACAAUGUGGGGAGUUCAGCAUACUGACAACCAAGGACGGUGUGCCCUAUUAUCGGAUGGUGCUAUAUAUUGCAUUAUGAGAUUUCUAA